Molecule: messenger RNA, 1404 nt
Organism: Beauveria bassiana ARSEF 2860
Lineage: Eukaryota; Fungi; Ascomycota; Sordariomycetes; Hypocreales; Cordycipitaceae
Product: beta (1-3) glucanosyltransferase
Exons: 3
Coding region: 1-1404 (467 amino acids)
Biological process (GO): fungal-type cell wall (1->3)-beta-D-glucan biosynthetic process
Cellular component (GO): fungal-type cell wall; cytoplasm
Molecular function (GO): 1,3-beta-glucanosyltransferase activity
Source: RefSeq, a predicted model, not a curated record
AUGCGCUUCUUUUCCCUCGGCCUUGCCCUGUUGGGCAUGACUGCCGCCGCUUCUGCGCUCGACACGAUUGAAGUUCUUGGCAACAAAUUCUUCAAACAAGACGGCUCCCAGUUCUUCCUCAAGGGUGUUGCGUACCAGCUUGUCCCAGAUGAUCCCCUCAUCGACACGGAGCAAUGCCAGCGAGACGCUGAUCUCAUGAAGGAGCUCGGCGUCAACAGCAUUCGUGUCUACCAUGUCGACGCCUCUGCUGACCACGAUGGAUGUAUGAAGGCAUUUGCUGAUGCUGGCAUCUACCUUCUCAUUGAUCUCGACACCUUUGACACAUACGUUACUCCUGUCGACCUGCACUGGAACCAGACGCAGCACGACUUGUAUGCGGCUGUCAUGGAUACUUUUCACAACUACGACAACGUCCUUGGAUUCUUUGUCGGCAACGAGAACAUCGCCAAGAAGGAGGACUCGGUCGCCGCUCCCUUUAUCAAGGCCGCUGCCCGCGACAUGAAGGCUUAUCGAGACAAGAAGAACUACCGAAAGAUCCCCAUUGGGUACUCCGCAGCUGACAUUGUUGAGCUUCGCCCUAUGCUCCAGGACUAUCUGACUUGCGGCGGUGAUUCUGCUGAUAUUGUCGACUUUUUUGCCCUCAACUCGUACUCGUGGUGUGAUCCCGCUGAUUACAACACGUCAACUUAUAAUAUGCUCGAGUCCUAUGCCAAGGACUUUCCUGUGCCCAUCUUCUUCUCCGAGACUGGCUGCAACACGCCCGGCCCCCGCCUGUUUGCCGACCAGGAUGCCAUUUUCGGCAAGGACAUGAUCAAUGACUGGAGCGGCUCCAUAAUUUACGAAUGGAUCGAGGAAGAGAACCACUACGGCCUCAUCAGCUACGGCCCCUCGGGUGCUGAUGCCUCCAACGCUCAUGCCGCGGGAGGUUUCAUCCGCAAGGGUACGCCCACUCCCGUCAGCCCCGACUUUGACAACCUCAAGAGCAAGUGGGCCACCAACACGCCUACCGGUGCUCAAAAGUCUGACGUUGACCCCAAGACACUGACCACACCUGCGUGUCCAACUUCUACUAACGGAGGCUGGUGGGCCAUUGAAGGAAAUGUUCGUCUUCCUACUCUUGGCGAGGCCGUGGCCAAAACUUUUACGACUGUGCCAAGCGCUACUGCCGACAGCCAGCCUCAGAGUGCUGGCAAGGGCAGUAAUGGCAACGAUAAUAAUGGCAACGACAACAAUGGCAAGGGCAGUAAUAGUAACGACAACGGCAAUAAUGGCAAUGACAAUAACAAGGAUGACGGCAAGGGCAAGGACAACAAGGGCAAUAGCGCCGCGUUCAAGGACAAGCAAAUCACUGUUCUUGGACCCAUCAUUGCAGCUGUUAUGCUGCUCAUUGCAGUAGCAUUGUAA